UUUACGCUCAAAAGUUGGCUGUUGGUUGAAGUUUAUUUCAAGAAUUUUAUCAUAAAACAUACAUAAUUCUUUCAUUAGAGUGUAUUUGUGUGAUAUCAUAAAUAGAAGAUAAUCUUUAAAACGUGAUUAGUUGCAAAAUGUGGUGAUAAUAACUGGCAGGUGUUGUUAAUUUGAUUAAAGAUGAACGACCUUACAUAUCUACCUAUCUAUAAACAAACAGCUGUACCAAACCAAAUGCCUACACUUGUUGCACCCACUUUCAAAAACUGAAGAAUUUACCUGUUUAUGUGAGAAAGUGAACUUGAUAUCUUAUUUACAUGUCCUCAAAUCGGAACUGAGUUCCUGUUAUCAGAUUUACCGUUACGAUUGACGCUAGAACGUGGGAAUUAAGUGUUGUUUUCAUUAACGCUAGAGUUCGUUAUAAAUGCACCUGCAGUGCAGUGAUUGCGACGUAUGAGUGCAUCGUGAUUAUGAAACAGUUCGUUAUGAUAAAAUCCUGUUAUUACGUAGAAUUUAUCGUCGCAAGCCAGGUAGAAAUAACACGACCCAACAAGUUUCGAAUGAAGAGUCAUCAGACCCCAAAAUGAGUCAUUCGUGGACAAGCACGUCGAUUGUUUUGUUUCUAUGGAAUGCCACAACGAUGAGUAAAGUGCAAAGAUAAACUUUCGCAUAGAACCUUCAUGGUAAAAAAAGGUCAUUACACCUAUUGUGCCAAGUUGUAAGUGUAGUAGUGCUAUUCCAUUUCUGAAAGUUUUGAGAUUUUUGUUCUGUCGGCGGGAAACUUGUGAAAAACCAGAAAAGUUUUGAGUGAAUUAUAAAUCUUUUUCUGUAAAAUGUAUAUAAAACUGUGUAAAUAAGUGUAGCAAUGGCCCAAAAUUCAAUGGAUUCAGACAGGCUAUCUUCGGCUGGUAUAUCAACACAUAGUUCUGGGACUGCGGGGACUGUGGGUGGGUCUGUGGUUGGUGUGAGAGUGGGUGACCAGGGAUUGAAGAGAGAUGAAGAUGAAUACAACCUAGGACCAUUGCCUCCAAUGUGGGAGAAGGCAUUCACCCCCUCUGGGGAAGCUUAUUUUAUUGACCACAACACUGGGACAUCGCACUGGCUGGAUCCACGUUUAGCGAGAGUCCGGAAGCACUCCCUCGGUGAAUGUGGGGAAGACGAACUGCCCUACGGCUGGGAGCGAGUGACAGAUGAACGCUACGGCUCGUACUAUGUUGACCAUAUCAACAGACGGACUCAAUAUGAAAACCCAGUGUUACAGGCUAGAAGACUGCGAGCGGAGAAGAUGGCGGCAGAGAACGGAGGAAACAGCCAGCCUAAUGGUGCAACGCCGACGGGGGAAUUAAGAGGGGAAAGGUUCACCCUCACACUCACUAAAGGGACUCAGGGUUUAGGAUUCACGCUAAUCGGUGCAGAAGGCAUCCCCGAGACUGAAGGGUACCUACAAAUCCGCAGCAUUGUACCACAUAGCCCUGCCUGGGUAGACGGUGCCCUCCGCCCGGGCGACGUGCUAGUGGGCGUGGGGCCGCGCGGCGUGCGCGGCCUGUCGCACGCGCAGGUGGCGCAGAUAUUCCAGUCCAUCACGCCGGGGACUGAGGUCGUGCUGCAUCUUGUACGGGGGUACCCGCUAACAUUCGAUUCGGAAGACCCAAACACGCGCGUUCUAAGCACACUGGCGGUGGACGCGGCGCCACCAGCAGUUCCUGACAAUGCCGCUAUGCAGCAGCUCACUAGAGCUUUGAGGACUAGAUUCAACCUCGACUCGCCCAGCCACGUGGACACCCAAAGCCGCGACGAGCCAGAUACGUCACCUGUGACGCCACACAGUCCGACACAACGCAGGCUGCUGUCUCGCUCGUUUGACCUGGACGAGAUAGUGCCCAGCGCACACAACCCCGCUCCUCGGUGCUCCUCCGCGGACCACCUGCUUUCACUGCACACCGAUCAUCCGCAUAGGAACAACAAUGGCGCUACGAGUGAACCGGGGCGCGAGUUAGUGCUCACUUUAAGACGAGGCGCCGCCGGGUUCGGGUUCACCAUCGCUGACAGUGUCCACGGGCAGAAAGUUAAAAAGGUACUGGAUCGCAGCCGCUGCGCUGGUUUACGUGAAGGGGAUCUACUGCUACAAAUAGGAGAGACUGACGUACGACACGCCCCACAUCAACAUGUCGUGCAGGCGUUAAAGGACUGUCCAGCGAUGCAUGAGACGACGUUACGUGUGUGGCGGAGGAACAAUACCGUCACGAGAGCCCCGCGGAGUAGAUCUGCUACUCGAGUACAACCCACCACAUCGAACAACGCUCAACUAGGUAAUAGAAGCAAGACACCUACGGCCGAGCAGCUGCGAUCCCCUGCUCUACACACGCAAGACUCUUUGAGGGACAGACUCAAUGGGAUGAAUUCCGUAGAAGCAACAUACGCGGUCCCAGAGCAUAAGUCUCGUGAACGCGAGAGUCUGAUAGACCGCCGCCGACGAAGCAGCACGCCCGGCGGACGACUAACACUACCAGUAGUCACCCCCUGGGCGGAACCACAGAACGAAAACCAAUGGCAAGAACGAGAAACGUGGAUCGACAACUCAAACAAUGUACGCAACUGGGCCGAGACGCAGAAAUGGGACGAUAACACCCAGAAAUGGGAUAAUAAUAAUCAAAAAUGGGAUAAUAAUAGCCAAAAAUGGGAGCAGAAUGGGCAGAAAUGGGAUCAGAAUGGGCAGAAAUGGGAUCAGAACGGCCAGAAAUGGGAUCAGAAUGGGCAGAAGUGGGAUCAGAAUGGGCAGAAGUGGGAUCAGAAUGGGCAAAAAUGGGAUCAGAAUGGGCAGAAGUGGGAUGAGAGUGUGAACAAUGGUAACGGGUGGGAUGGCCGCAGUGGACGGUGGGACAGUGAGAAUUGGGGGGAGGUGCCCACGCCCACGGUGCAUGUGGAUAUGGGCGCCGCUUACUGGAGGGGCAACGCUAGUGUUGCCGAUAGCAGCGAUAAUGGAGGAUCGUCAGGGUUCCCAGAAGAUGGCAUGCUGCACUCGCCUACGACAGCAGCCAUCGGCGGGCUGGCCAGGCAGUCGCCUUCUACCAGUAGGCUAAGACCACACUCACCGUCUAACUCAGGUCGGCUAAGAAGUCAUUCGCCGUCGACCAACAGUGCGACAGACCGGCUUCUAUCGAACUCCCCAUCUACGAGGCUGCAGAGUCAGUCGCCUUCUAACAACUCAUCCAACGGACGAAUAAAGGGAUCACCGCUCAGGUUGCACGAGUCGUCCCCAUCUCGUCACAUGCACUCGCCCGUGUCGCGCCGGUCCCCGUCCUGCUACGAGACUGACUCGCUGGCUCAACCCAGCUCCGUCUAUGUUGCUAACUACCCGCAGGUGGAAGCAGGCGGCACGACCGACCCGGAAGCGGAUGUGCUGGUGCGGCUGGCUCGCGGCAGCGCGGGCUUCGGGUUCCGGAUAGUGGGCGGCACCGAGGACGGCAGCCGCGUCGCUGUGGGAUACGUCGUGCCUGGUGGUCCAGCUGACGGUCUAUUGCGCCCCGGAGAUCUUCUGACCUCUGUAGAUGGUAUCCCCCUAGCGGGUGCUACGCAUGCGCGCGCCGUCGCUUACGUGUGCCAAGCCGCUUCCAGGGGACAUGUGACACUAGGAGUUCGACACAACCGUGCGGACAUUCAAGCACUAGGUCUACCCCCUAUGGGCGCGCCACAUUCCCACCAGCAUCAACCAUUACUCACCGGCGGCGCGUACAACCUCGUGCACCCCGCGCCGCUGUACCCGGCCGCGCCGCCCGCGCCCGCACACCACAUGUAUGGCGUGCAAUACGAUAACUCGGCGGGGUGGGCGCCGGUCCCGUAUGACGUCACAGUUACCAGGAACGAAGGGGAAGGAUUCGGCUUCGUCGUCAUAUCCUCUACUAACAAGGCUACCAGUACUAUUGGUCAACUGAUCCCGAACUCGCCGGCAGCGCGUUGCGGCCUCCUGCACGUAGGAGACACAAUCCUCGCCAUCAACAGAAUGCCAAUACGCAACCUGCCACACCCAGAAGUAGUUGCUCUUAUCAAACACAGCGGUACCACGGUCACACUGACAGUGCUACCGCCGGACGGACGCGUCGACUGAUACAGUGUUGCCCACGGCAAGUAUAUAUUUGAUAUAUUUGUCACGGUCCGGAUUAGGGAUGAGGUUAUACCGGUUAUUGUGUAAUACAUAUCUGUUACUUAAAAUAUACUAGUAUUCCGUCGCGUAAACUUCUCAAGUCCGUCUCUGGAAAAUAUCCUAUAACAGUAAUGUGGAGGCACGGCAGAGCCCCCGCAAAGUCGAGCAAGAACGUCGACAUGCAGUACCAUCUUUUUCUAGAAACCAUUAAAGGCAUUUUCAACCACAUAUAUGUCAUCAUGGAUAAAGCUAGAAGCUUGAUAAUAAUUUACAUAUUAUCAGUCUUUACAAUGCAUAGGUGUUAAUAUUGCAAUCUUUUUCUAUUGUUAGUAAUAAUAUACUACAUACUUGUCAAUAUUUGUCUGCCAAUUUUCAUCCAAAUCGGUCGACGGUUUAGGCGUAAAAAGGUAACAAACAGGAAGACAAAUGAGCUUCUGAGCAAAUUCUUUUAUCUAUGAUUCAUACAUGAACUCAAACUUGUAAAUCGAAUUUUGGACCCGAGGCAGGGUUCGAACUUGUGAGACUAUGAUGUCACGCGACAAGAUACUUAGAAUGUGUCAAAUCUAUGUUAUAUUAAAAUCUGAUCUGAAUCUUCUACAAUAUUCUCUUUUUGCCUCUCUGUUUCUAUUCUAUUCUAUCUCUAUUUUCUUCUAUUUCUUUUCUUUUUUUUCUACUUUACUCUCUUUUUUACUUUACUUUUAAAUAUUAUGAAAAAUAUUUAGAAUUUUCUCUAUAAUAUGGGAACAUUUUUCGCAAUCAAUUUGUUAGUUUAGUUCACAUAGUUUUAGUAGUAAGGAUUUAUAUUUUAUCAGUCAACUUGCGUUUCCGUGGCUGCUCUUAAAUAUAGCUUUAAUAAAACGUCUUUAGUGUUUAACUCUUUACUUGGGUUGCCAUCUAUAAAUGCUUAAUAUUUAGUCAGUAUGGAAAAAAAUACUUACAUAUUAUGAAAAAAAAAAAUAUCGAGUAAACUAACGGCACGCUAUAAUAGCCAUUCAGACGUUCGCCUUAAUUAAUACAUACAUACAUACAUAAACUCACGCCCGUAAUCCCUAGUGGGGUGGGCAGAGCCACAAGUAAUCAAAGCCUUAAUUAAUAAGUACGUUAAAAGAGCAAAUAGCUGUAACAGCAAUUUAAAGGAGCUAACUUUAUGAUGUCCAUCAAGUUUAAUAUUUAUUUGUAACUAUAUUGACGGAGCUAAUUGCUGUACUUUAUCAUAGCGUGCCGCUAGUUAAAAAAACGAAAAAAUAGUAUUUUUAAAAUAGUUUGUUUCUAAUACAUUCCAUUCACCAAAUGACCCGUCCAUACUGACUAAAACAUCAGCGUUAUAAAAAUUAUUACGACUUAUUUGUAAGUCGCUGUACAUUCGCCGUCCAAAUUCCACUAUAAUACCCCUAGUUUUAAACUUUGUGCCUUUUAAAUAACGUGUAUAAAUAUUAUUUACUUAACGAUUAAGAUGUUGCAUACGUUGUAUGAACAAGAUGUUUAUAUUAUAAUGAAGGACUUUCCAGGCUACGAUCCCCAAAAAAAAUAGAUGGCACUGUAAUUUUUUUCUUCAUUUAACCUUCUAAUUUGAUGGACAACAGACAUGUGCAUUUUUUUAUAAAGUACCACAUCUUUGUUUGUAAUUUUUAUUUUUAUUGUAAGAUCUUACUGUUUUUUUUUUUCUUCUUUUUUGUUUUUUGCUUGAUUUUUGUGUGUGCAGUUUUGCAAAAUAAACAUUUUCUCUCUCUCUCUCUCUCUCUCUCUCUCUCUCUCACACAUCAUCAUCAUCUUCGUGCAUCUUUUAUCUUUGUUUUUGGGUAUAAAUGAUGACCCUUUUUAUUACACCCAGACACAAAAUAAAGAGAAACAAUAUAGGUAGCAACAUAAUUAUAUACAUAACCUGAUUCGAAUGUCUAUAUAUUCUAUCUAUCUAUAUAUUUUUAUAUAUGCUUCUGCCAUUACAUUAUAUUUUUGAAUAAUUACAUAAUGAGAAAAUAGGUAAUUAAUAUUCAAUAUUCUUUAUUUGCAAACUAUGAUGGUGUACAAGUUUGUAAGUCAGGGCGUUAAAUCUACACAUACAUACAUAAACUCACGCCUAUUUCGCACUCGGGUAAGCAGAGACUAUGGAAUUCCAUUUGCUCCGAUCCUGAGAUACUUCUCUUGCUUCCUCCACAUUCAUCUUUCGUUUCACACAAGCACGCCGGUUCAGAGUAAAUCUGUACAGCGCCAUCUAUAUUAUUUUUGGGGAACGUAGCGUGGAAAGUCCCUCGUUAUAAUAUUAAGUAGAAAUAAGUAUAUAUUGGUGCUAAUUCCUGUAAAUACCAUCAAAUUUUAUUUUAAGUUAUAUCUGUCAUUUUCUUAUCCGCCGAAAAGGAAAGGGACGGGUAAUCGACAAGCAUAAAAUUUAUGGAACACACGUCAAUUUUAAGCACAAAUCUAAACCAACUGUCUAAAAAUUUUACAUCCGUCAAUAACCCGACACAGUUAAGUAGACAGCACGUCAAACGGAUUGCAUACCAGCGAGGUACCUUUUGAUUCGCCCGGGUUAUUCAUUCAUUUACUCAUUCUUCCUAAAAUUAAGAGCUGUGAAUCAUCCGUCCCUUUCCUUUUCGACGGAUAUGAAAAUGACGGAUAUAACUUAAAAUAAAAUUAGGCGGUGUCUGCAGGAAUCGGGGCCAUUAAGUAAGUAUAGUAGGUACCAGUCAUGAGCAAUAUCAUGUACUCACUUUAGAACCCUGUCGCACUAUCAUAUUCGACAUUUAAUGAGACUUGCGAACUUUAUUAGUCAAAAAAGUUAAUAUGACAUGGUUUCAAAGUGUAUACAUAUAAGUACUCGUGACUAGUCGUGACCGUGCACCUAUUUUUCGAUUUGAAUAAAUAUGUCUGUAGAAUAAUGUUGUCACAUUCAUAUGACCUGGAACCCGAUGGUUAAAUUUCGGCCUUAAUACGAAUCUAAUAAAUUCUGAAUCUCUAUUUAAAUGAAAUCGAAUAAUUUAUUAAACAGUCAAAUAUAUUUUUUUUAAAAUAAUAAAUAAUCAAUGAGGUAAAUACGUAAUAUCGUCUUGCUAUUUUUUACCGUAAGUGACAAUAUAAAUUGCUCAAUUUGUAUACCAAUAAUGAAAUACUUUACUGAAGUCAUUAUAAAAAAAAUAAUUCCAAUUUGUAAGUUAAGAAUGUUUACGUAUUAAAUUCGAGAACUAAUCGGUAAUGUAGGGUGUUAUUAUUAUUAGCUAGUGUGUUUUAAUUACAUACUAAUAGGUACAGAUAUCCCUUGUACCCACAUUUGGUGUAAAUAUUAAAGAGGUACUUAAUCAAUGCAUAAUAGAAUAGGUUUUUCCAUGUUGACUUUGAGUUUUUUAUCCAUAUUUUCUUAUUCUACUAAAUUGUAUUUUGAUACUUAUUUAAGAUUAAUAUUAUUUCUCGGAGGUUUAAGUUUAAAAUGUAAUCCAUUGAAGUCUUAGUUGUAUUGUAUUCUGGAUAAGAAUCCGGUUUAGUUCAUUAUUGUUAGUUAUUUUUUACUUUAUUGACUGACUAACAGAAAUGUAUUUAAGGAAUUAAUAAGUUGCCUACGUGAAUAAGAACCAGACCGUAUAUUAUUAUACAUUGGAAAUUGUUAAUAAUUUGACCAUUUUUUACAAAAAGAGUCAUUACUUUAAUAAACGGCAACACUGUCAUUUUCAUUUUUUGAAAAUUUACGUUUUUUUUUAUAAAAGGUUAUGGAAUUGACAACUUGAUGACGUGCGAGUGUUGCCAUAUAUAAGUUCUAAAUUACACAUCUGUGUUCAUUCUAGGUUCUUUACACGUAUAACUGAAAGGGUUCCAUAAGGAGCGAAACAUUUACAAUUGAUAUGUAUUUGUGAGACCACCGAGCUUGGAAAUGUAAUCGUUAGGUAGCUAUAGCUAGUUCUAUAAGUAUAAUUAAUGAAAAUGCAAUAAAUAUUGUGCCUUUUACAUGUAAACCCAGUCUUGCCCUAAAAUGAAUAUAUUAUGUAAAAAAAAUAUCCAAAGAAAGAUUACAAUUUGGUGUUAUCUAUUGUAAUACUGGUCUAUUUCCGAAAUCAUUGUCUUCUAGUAUAAAAUUGUGUAAAAAUCUAUAUUUUUCUGGUCGACUUUACCCAGAAAUAUUAUUUAGCAAAUUGUAUUAAAUAAUACACAGGUUUAUUGAAUAAAAUAUUUUUAUAAAA
Molecule: messenger RNA, 8307 nt
Organism: Pectinophora gossypiella (pink bollworm)
Lineage: Eukaryota; Metazoa; Arthropoda; Insecta; Lepidoptera; Gelechiidae
Gene: Magi
Product: membrane-associated guanylate kinase, WW and PDZ domain-containing protein 1
Exons: 21
Coding region: 866-4105 (1079 amino acids)
Biological process (GO): signal transduction
Cellular component (GO): cytoplasm
Molecular function (GO): protein binding
Source: RefSeq, a predicted model, not a curated record